AGAAAACGGCAAAAGGCCAUUCCGCCAUUGUUCAGUCAGCGUGCAACCAAAGCUCUCGCGUCAAGAAUACAAAUCAGAAUCUAGUUAAAAGAUUGUGCCUUAACAAUAUUCCAUCAUAUUGUAAUUUUUGUGUCUUUAUGGUGUGAUUUAGUAUAGCCACCAUGCAGCAGCAAUUGGUAUUGCCUUUGGCUCUGCUAUUUAUAGCGCUCGGAGCUUCCUCAAACGCACAAAGCGAGCCGGCGGCGACGGCGGCGGCGGGCGUGGCGUCGGACGCGGCGCCGCUGCUCACCUACUACGACGUGGGCCGCAUGUUCGUCUUCAACUGCACGCUGCCGCGCGCGCCCGACGCCGGCGACUACGUCUGGAGGAAGAACGGCACAGCGGUGGAGGAGCUGGCGGACCUGAGCGGGCGCUACAAGCUGGAGGACAACAAGGCCGUGUUCCGCAUGACGGUGCGCACCACCGAGGACGACUUCGGCAACUACUCGUGCGCCGUCGGCGGCGCCGCGCCCGCGCAGGCCUGGGAGCUGCGCGGCCGCCCGCACGCCAAGCUGCCCGCCAACACCAACGUCGUCGAGGGCCAGAAGCUCAAGCUCGUCUGCAAGGUGGUGGGCAAGCCGUACCCCGACGUGAAGUGGAUGGUGGCGAACGCGACGGACGGCAACCUGACGGACGCGGCGGCGGCGCUGGGCGAGCGCGCGCAGCUGGGCAGCUCGGAGCAGGGCGUGGCGGGCGCGGAGCUGGUGCUGGAGGCGGCGGCGCGGGCCGACGCCGGCGUGUACACGUGCGCGCCGGCGGGCGGCGUGGCGGCGCCCACCACGGUGCGCGUCAAGGACAUGUACGCGGCGCUGUGGCCCUUCCUGGGCAUCUGCGCCGAGGUGUUCGUGCUGUGCGCCAUCAUCCUGGUGUACGAGAAGCGGCGCACCAAGCCCGAGCUGGACGACUCGGACACCGACAACCACGAGCAGAAGAAGUCGUAAGCGCAGCGAGCCCCGCCAGCCGCACUUGACUUUGUGAUCGUUGUUCUGUUCCGUUCGCAAUACACACACAUAUAUAUAUCUCUCUCUCCGCCGCUGACGACGCUCGGCCGGCUGCGGCGCCCGCGCUCCCGGUCGACGCAGAACGAACCGCUAAAUAACUAUAUUACCUUAAUUCGUGAGAAAAGUACAACAAACAAGCGCUGCAAAGCGUUUACGCUAUCAUUAAAUCAAAAUGACUUAAUAAAAUCAAUAUUACUUAUUCUAAGUACCCUACUUUUGUAAUAUAAUAUUAUGCGCUGACUUCUGUGUACUUAUUUUUAUAUUAUUUUGUAGAUAUUGUUAACAAUUGGGUAGUUUAUGCUCCUUACUGCUGUUUUAAAGCCGAGUGGCGGUAUCACCUGACGUAACUGCGGACUAGCUCAGGCGCCGCACACAGCUCGCUCGUCGUCUAGUCGUCGCUGCGCGUUCCACACGUUCAAUCAGCCGCUCGGAGUGUUCAAUGUUAUCAGUUUAUUAUUAUGUAUUUGAAAAACCAAAUCAGUAGAUUAAUAAAUUAUUAAUAUGUUGA
This is a messenger RNA of Helicoverpa armigera (cotton bollworm), 1548 nucleotides long. It is a transcript of the gene Bsg, whose product is annotated as basigin. Gene Ontology annotation, biological process: cell-cell adhesion. The coding region runs from base 162 to 980 and encodes 272 amino acids. The transcript is spliced from 5 exons. Lineage: Eukaryota; Metazoa; Arthropoda; Insecta; Lepidoptera; Noctuidae. The record is from RefSeq and is a predicted model, not a curated record.